AUGAAAGAUAAAGAGCAGUCAGAGCGUAAAGUGAAAAGCACUGGUCUUCAGCUCCCAUAUCACCCAUAUCAGCUUACAAGUUGGAUUAUUACGUUAACUACGAUUUUCGUUUUCUUUGCCUUGAUAAUUCCAGUCCAAGAAAUGAAUGCGCAAAUUCCCAUGUCAAUCAUAUAUGGAAUUUUGCAAAUUUUUACAAUAAUUUUAGGAUUCAUAUUAACAGUCUCUGAUCCAACUGAUCCAAUGGUCUUAGAGUACUUAGAAGCCCAAAAAGCAAAGUAAUUCUAACUUAGAGAAGAAUUUAGGAAAUCAUAUACAAACUAUUGCUCACUCUGCAGCUCCCCAGUAAGUGCUGAUAGUAAGCAUUGUAUGAGAUGCAAUAGAUGCACAGACAAAUUUGACCACCAUUGCAAAUGAGUAAAUAACUGUGUGGGCCGCAAGAAUUAUUCAAUAUUUUUUCUUUUAAUUUGGAUUGUAGAGAUCACCCAAGCGUGUUUUAUUAUUUGCUGUGCUUAUGAAAUUCAUUUGCUCUCUUCUUUUAAGAAAGAGCAAAAAUACCUUGCCCGCUAUUAAAGGGGGAUUAUUUUUUUUUAAAAAUAUAUACGAAUGUUAAAAAAAGAAAAAUCUAAUUUUAUAUUCUAGAAUGCAAACUAUUUACUAGAAUUAAUCUAUAUCUCAUUAAAACAGUUAUUAAUUAUAUUUCAAUAUAUUUAUACCGAAAAAAUUAUAUUAAAAAUUAUCUUAAAGGGUCUAAUUUUAGAAUAGGUAUUUUUUUAAUGGUUUUCUAGCUUGUAAAUGGGAUAGAAGAGUUAGGAAUUGAUGAUUCUAGUGAUUUUCGGGAUAAAUGCGAAGACGUUUAUGGAAAAAACGCUCAUGUUGUCAUCUUGGUAAUUGUUUGGUCAAUGAUGAUUUUAAGUUUCUUGAUUUUUAUUUCAAAUGCAUAUUUGAUAGGAUUUCAUGUAUAUCUCAUCCGCCAUGGAAUUACAACUUAUGAUUUGAUAUUAAAAAGGAGAGAAAUAUACAUAAAUGGCGCACUACCGAGAAACGUAGGCUUCGAAAGUCUUUGCUUAAGGCAACCGAACAGCGGUCACUGUGAAAGUCAUGAUAAUCAGGGAGUGGGGACUUAAAAGGCAUAGCCUAAUUAGAUUUAGGUUUAAAAGGAGAGAAGCAAAAGGGCUGGUUGAAAAAGAAGAUGAUGAAAUAGAGGUUCAAGAAGGCAAUAAUGCUCCAAAUGAAAAUGAGGUGUCAUCUAUGCAAAUAAUACAAUCCGCAAAGGUUUCUGAUAGUUCAGUGAGUAGUGGUAGUAGAAAUAGCUCCCCUUAUAGAGCCAAAACAGAAGCAUAG
Blepharisma stoltei is the source of this 1341-nucleotide messenger RNA. NCBI's taxonomy places the organism in Eukaryota, Ciliophora, Heterotrichea, Heterotrichida, Blepharismidae. The record is from the annotation of a GenBank genome assembly.